Sporothrix schenckii 1099-18 is the source of this 3063-nucleotide messenger RNA. RefSeq names its product Hydantoinase/oxoprolinase. Gene Ontology annotation, biological process: glutathione metabolic process. Gene Ontology annotation, molecular function: 5-oxoprolinase (ATP-hydrolyzing) activity. The record is from RefSeq and is a predicted model, not a curated record. NCBI's taxonomy places the organism in Eukaryota, Fungi, Ascomycota, Sordariomycetes, Ophiostomatales, Ophiostomataceae. The transcript has 2 exons. Gene Ontology annotation, cellular component: cytosol. The coding region runs from base 1 to 3063 and encodes 1020 amino acids.
AUGGGCUCCACUGAGAGACGGCGGCUGCGCAUCGGCGUGGAUGUUGGCGGCACCAACACGGACGGCGUCGUCCUCGACCCGGCGCGGUCGGGCGAACCGGACAAGGGCAUCGUGGCGUGGCACAAGGCGGCGACCACGACGAAUCCCAGCGUGGGCAUCGGCCACGCGAUCACGGAGAUGCUGACGUCGGCGCACAUCCCGGCCGCGGACGUGGCCAGCGUGACCAUUGGCACGACGCACUUUGUGAACGCCGUGGUGGAGCGCGACGCGCGGCGGCUGUCACCGGUGGCCGUGCUGCGGCUGUGCGGGCCCUUUUCGCACCACACGCCGCCGUGCGUAGACUGGCCCGCGGACAUGCGCGCGCUGGUGCUCAAGCACUAUGCGAUCCUGCCGGGCGGGCUGGAGGUCGACGGGUCGCUGAUUGCCGACAUUGACGCAGCGGCGAUCGAGGCGGCGUGCAUCGAAAUCAAAGACAAACACAAGGAGGUCAAGAGCAUCGUCGUCAGCGGCACGUUCAGCCCCAUAGACACGGUCGAGCGGCAGGAAGAGCGCGCGGCUGCGAUUGUGCGGCGCGUCCUGCCCGGCCACGACGUGGUGCUCUCCAAGGACGUGGCCAGCCUGGGCUUUGUGGAGCGCGAGAACGCGGCCAUUCUGAAUGCGGCCAUCCUGGCCUUUGCGCGCAGGACCAUCCGCGCCUUCCACGAGCCCGUGCAGCGCCUGGGGCUGCAGUGCCCCGUCUUCAUCACGCAAAACGACGGCACCGUGCUGUCGGGCGCCAUGGCCGCCAAGCUGCCGAUCCGCACGUUCUCGAGCGGUCCCACCAACAGCAUGCGCGGCGCCGCCUUUUUGGUGGACGGCGAGACCGACCUGAAGGCGGAGGCGGUCAUGGUGGUCGACAUUGGCGGCACGACGACCGACGUGGGUCUGCUGCUAGCGAGCGGGUUCCCGCGGCAGCAGGCCGCGUACAGCGAGCUGGCCGGCGUGCGCAUGAACUUUUCGUGCCCGGACAUCAAGAGCAUCGGCAUUGGCGGCGGAUCCAUUGUGCGACGGCUUGCCAAUGCGGGUGACUCGCCCAGCCUGACGGUCGGCCCAGAUAGCGUCGGCUACAAGCUGACCAGCGAGGCCGUCGUCUUUGGCGGUGAUGUUCUGACGACGACCGACUGCACCGUCAUGGCCGACCCAGCCAACGUCCAGAUUGGCAAUGCGGGUCUGGUCAAGGGCCGUCUCACCGCCGAUGAGCUCGCCGCGUUCCAGCAGGUCGUCAAGAAGAAGAUUGAGCGCGUCAUUGACAACAUGAAGACGUCGCCCCAGGACGUGCCUGUCCUUCUCGUCGGCGGCGGUGCCGUCAUUGCGCCGGACACCCUGAAAGGCGCCAGCCGCGUCCUGAAGCCGCGCUGGUCGGGCGUGGCCAACGCCAUUGGCGCGGCCAUGGCGCGUGUCAGUGCUGUAGUCGACACCGUCAAGUCCACCGAGGGCACGACGACGGCAGCGCUGCUGCGACAGAUCUCCGAAGAGGCCAUUGCCCAGACGGUCGCUGCCGGUGCCGAUCCUGCCACUGUCAAAAUUGCCGAGAUGGACACUCUGCCGUUGCAGUACGUCCAAAACAAGUCUCGCUUCGUGGUCCGCGCGGCCGGCGACUUCGACUACAGCCGCACCGACAUGGACCAGCCGUCCAAGGACGCCGUCGUCGACGCCGAAGAGGGCGCGGAGCAGGACAUGGAGCAAUACGAAAAGACGGCCAAGGACGCCAGCACCACCGCGUCGGACGCCCCGUCCUCGGAGCCGGUGACCAAGCCAGCGCCGUCCAGCGACCUCGACAUCGACACCUACCGACCACUCGUGCGGGGCCGCAACUGGUUCGUCUCCGAGACGGACGUCAACUGGAUCGCGUCGGGAUGCUACGUGCUCGGCACCGGCGGCGGCGGCUCGCCGUACUCGCACAUGGUGCGGCUACGCGAGAUGCUGCGCAAGGGCGCCGUGGUGCGCGUCGUCAGCCCGGACGACCUGGCCGACGACGCGCAGGUCGGCACGGGCGGGUCCAUGGGGUCGCCGACGGUGGGCAUUGAGAAGCUGCCGGGCGACGAGAUGCUCGAGGCGCAGCGCGAGCUCGCGCGGGUGUGCGCGGUGGCGCCGACGCACAUCAUUUCCAUUGAGAUUGGCGGCGGCAACGGCCUGCAGAGCAUGGUCGUGGGCGCCAGCACCAACAUGGACCUGCCGGCCGUCGACGGCGACUGGAUGGGCCGCGCCUACCCGACCAAGUGGCAGACGACGCCCGUCGUCUUCAACGAGCGCGCGCCCGUCUUUGCGCCCAUGGCCAUGUGCGACGGCAACGGCAACACGCUCGUGGUGCGCCGCGCCGUGUCCGACGCGCACGUCGAGCGCAUCACGCGCGCCGCCGUCAGCCAGAUGGGUUCGCACGCCGGCUGCGCCGAGGCGCCCGUGCGCGGCGACGAGACGCGCCGCUGGGCCGUCGCGCACACCAUCUCGCAGGCCUGGCGCAUCGGCCGCGCCAUCGACCGCGCGCGUCGCACCAGCAACCUCGACCGCGUCGCCGACGCCAUCAUCGACGCCUGCGGCGGCGCGCAGGCGGCCAAGGUGCUGUGGCGCGGCAAGAUUGUCGGCGUGGAGCGGACCCUGCGCAUGGGCCACGUCUACGGCGAGUGCAUCAUUGAGGGUGGAAGCGAGGACGGCGUGGAAACCGCAAGCGGCAGCUUCGUCGGUCGCGUCAAGAUUCCCUUCAAGAACGAAAACAUUGCUGUGCUUCGCGUCCAAGACGGUGCGGACGCCGCGACGGAGAAACAGGAGGACGUGGUGGCCCUCGUGCCCGACCUGAUUGCCGUCAUCGACGACCAGAACGGCGAGGCCAUCGGCACGCCCGAGUACCGCUACGGCCUGUUUGUCACCGUCCUCGGCAUCGCCGCCAGCGACCGCUGGACGCACAGCGAACGCGCCGUGUCCAUUGGCGGCCCGGAGGCCUUUGGCUUCGGCCACCUCAAGUACGAGCCACUCGGCACGUUUGUCAAGCCCCGGAGCGUCAUUGACGAGUUCGAUACUGCAGUAUAG